UUGCUCAAACAAAAUAGAUAAAAAAUAGUACUAAUAACAAUAAGAAAAACAAAAUAUCAGUAGCUAGUAGUUAUUAGUUUCACUUCACGAUUUUCGAUCAAUCAAUCGUUGUUGUUGUUGAAAUUCCAAGCUUUGCUAAAAUGCGCCGGCUCCUCUUCCAAGCCUCUCACGAGUACUUUCAGGAAGAUAGGUGCUUGGAUGGAAUGCGCAACCAAAGUACGAAACAUUACAAGGUUAGCGAAUACUAGCAUCUGCAAUAUACACUUAACGCACCUAUGGCGUCUGCUAGCCUAGGAAAUGGGGGAGUGGGCAGUUCCAGGUCCAUUAAUGGUUUCAAGAGUUCAUCUAGUUCAGUUGACUGGUUGGGGAGGGAAAUGCUGGAGAUGAGAUUGCGGGACAACUCUGAUCAUGACGAGGACAGAGAUAGCGAACAGGAUAUUAUUGAUGGUGUGGGUGCCGAAACAGGGCGUGUAAUAAGAACAACUGUAGGUGGUCGAAAUGGGCAAUCGAGACAGACGAUCAGCUAUAUUGCAGAACAUGUGGUUGGAACUGGUUCCUUCGGUGUUGUUUUCCAAGCAAAAUGUAGAGAAACUGGGGAGAUUGUUGCCAUCAAGAAGGUCCUCCAAGACAAGCGCUACAAAAACAGGGAAUUGCAGAUUAUGCAGAUGUUGGAUCAUCCAAAUAUCGUUGCAUUAAAGCACUGCUUUUUCUCAACAACGGAUAAAGAAGAGCUUUACCUGAACCUUGUCCUUGAAUAUGUUCCUGAAACUGUUCACAAGGUUGCAAGAAACUAUAGCAGGAUAAACCAACGGAUGCCCCUGAUAUACGUUAAACUUUACACCUAUCAGAUAUGCAGGGCACUUGCUUAUAUCCAUAAUUGCAUUGGAAUUUGUCACCGGGAUAUCAAGCCUCACAACUUACUUGUAAAUCCCCACACUCAUCAGUUGAAACUUUGUGAUUUUGGAAGUGCCAAAGUGUUGGUAAAAGGGGAACCAAAUGUUUCUUACAUCUGCUCAAGGUAUUACCGAGCUCCAGAGCUUAUAUUUGGUGCUACAGAAUAUACGACGGCUAUAGAUAUUUGGUCGACAGGUUGUGUAAUGGCUGAACUACUACUUGGACAGCCUUUGUUUCCUGGUGACAGUGGAGUUGAUCAACUAGUUGAGAUCAUUAAGGUUUUGGGAACGCCAACAAGAGAAGAGAUAAAGUGCAUGAAUCCAAACUAUACCGAAUUUAAGUUCCCACAGAUAAAACCCCAUCCAUGGCAUAAGGUCUUCCAAAAACGUCUACCCCCAGAAGCAGUCGAUCUCGUAUGUCGGUUUUUCCAGUAUUCCCCUAAUUUGCGCUGUACUGCUUUGGAAGCUUGCAUUCAUCCGUUCUUUGAUGAAUUAAGGGACCCUAAUACUCGCCUUCCUAAUGGCCGCCCUCUUCCUCCAUUGUUCAAUUUCAAAUCUCAGGAGCUAUCAGGCAUUCCACCGGACGUCGUAAAUCGGCUAAUUCCAGAGCAUGCUCGCAAACAGAACUUGUUCAUGGCUUUGCAUACCUAGCCUUUGCAAAUUCCUGUGAUCUUUCUUGGUUCUGAAUCUGGUAUUGCACCAGUAGCUGUAGAAUCUUCUCCCUUCUCAUUUGUGCAAUGUGAG
Messenger RNA from Morus notabilis, 1637 nucleotides. RefSeq names its product shaggy-related protein kinase kappa. The transcript has 13 exons. Lineage: Eukaryota; Viridiplantae; Streptophyta; Magnoliopsida; Rosales; Moraceae. The record is from RefSeq and is a predicted model, not a curated record. Gene Ontology annotation, cellular component: cytoplasm. Bases 276 to 1544 code for a protein of 422 amino acids. Gene Ontology annotation, molecular function: ATP binding; protein serine/threonine kinase activity. Gene Ontology annotation, biological process: signal transduction; protein phosphorylation.